This is a messenger RNA of Miscanthus lutarioriparius, 1062 nucleotides long. The record is from the annotation of a GenBank genome assembly. NCBI's taxonomy places the organism in Eukaryota, Viridiplantae, Streptophyta, Magnoliopsida, Poales, Poaceae.
AUGGCCGUGACCGUGUCCGGCGAGAAGCGGCCACCGCCACCGGCCCUGGCCUCCAGCGGAACGGCAAGGAAGCUUAUCCUAGCACUGCUAAUAUGUCUAUCGGCGCUGCUGUACAAGCAGAUUCAGCCGCCACCGCCCAAGAUCCCCGGUUCGCCGGGCGGCCCUCCGGUCACGGCAACCAGGACGCGGCUCAGCGACGGCAGGUACCUGGCCUAUCUGGAAACCGGCGUCCCCAAGCAGAAGGCCAAGUACAAGAUCAUCUUUGUCCAUGGAUUCGACUCCUGCAGAAAUGACGCGCUUCCAAUCUCCAAGGAGCUGGCACAAGAGCUGGGCGUUUACCUGUUGUCCUUCGAUCGGCCAGGGUACGCCGAGAGCGACCCGCACCCGGGCAGGACCGAGAAGAGCAUCGCCCUCGACAUCGCCGAGCUCGCCGACAACCUGCAGCUAGGACCCAAGUUUUACCUCACUGGCUUCUCCAUGGGCGGCGAGAUCAUGUGGAGCUGCCUCAAGUACAUCCCACACAGGCUCUCUGGCGUGGCCAUUCUCGGCCCGGUGGGCAACUACUGGUGGUCCGGCUUGCCGGCGAACGUGUCGCGGGACGCCUGGUACCAGCAGCUCCCUCAGGACCAGUGGGCGGUCUGGGUCGCGCAUCACCUGCCGUGGCUGACCUACUGGUGGAACAGCCAGAAGCUCUUCCCGGCCUCCAGCGUCAUCGCCUACAACCCUGCCCUCCUGUCCGAAGAAGACAAGCUGCUCAUGGCAAAGUUUGGCUACAGAACCUACAUGCCGCAGAUUAGGCAGCAGGGGGAGCACGAGUGCCUGCACCGGGACAUGAUGGUCGGCUUCGGGAAAUGGAGCUGGAGCCCGCUGCAGCUGGAGAACCCGUUCGCCGACGCCGAUGAUGGCCAGGAGGGGCGGGAAGGUGCACCUGUGGCACGGCGCCGAGGACCUCGUCGUGCCGGUCAGCCUGUCGAGGUACAUCAGCGAGAAGCUGCCGUGGGUCGUCUACCACGAGCUCCCCAAGUCGGGACAUCUCUUCCCGCUCGCCGACGGGAUGGCUGA